This is a messenger RNA of Dovyalis caffra, 990 nucleotides long. Lineage: Eukaryota; Viridiplantae; Streptophyta; Magnoliopsida; Malpighiales; Salicaceae. The record is from the annotation of a GenBank genome assembly.
AUGGCCGAAACCUCCACCACCACCACGACGAUCCCACCUCCUCUCCCUCUCAAAAUCAUCGCAGGAGCAGACUCUUUCGGCUGCUCCCUCAAAGACGCACUAGUCUCCCACCUCCGUUCCCUCAACAUAGAAGUGGAAGACCUCGGCACUUCCUCUUACUACUCCAUCGCCGCCGAGGUGGGCCGCCGUGUCUCUGCCGCCUCGUCCACCCCAUCAUCCCCAACCCCAGAUAUCCGCGGCCUUGUAGCCUGCGGCACUGGUGUUGGUGUCUCCAUCUUCGCCAACAAAUUUCCUGGUGUCUUCGCCGCCACUUGCCUCUCCACUGCAGAUGCCGCCAACUCUCGAUCCAUCAACAACUCCAACGUCCUUGCCGUCUCCGGCAUGGCAACAUCGCCGGACUCCGCCAUUGAAAUCCUCGACACUUGGCUUAAAACCCCUUUCAAAUCUCCAUGUCCUGCCUCAAAUUCUACUCCAUGGAGCGCAGAAUUAGAAUCCUUCUUGGACAAUUCACUCAGCGAAAUGCCAGUAAUUGGGGCUAAAGAUUCUAAUCCCAAACAACAAGAGGAUGAAAGUGGGAAUACAAGCGCGUGCGCACUCUGCUGUCUGGUGAAGAACAGAAAACUAGACCCUAUCGAGAUUAUUCCAGGCGGGGCAAUGAAGAUAGUUAGAGAGAGCCCAACAUCAGCUAUAGUAAGUUUCAAAGCAGGGAGCGUAGAGCCUGCACAUCACCAUACAUUUGGGCAUGAUUUGGUGGUGUUAAAAGGGAGUAAAAGAGUGUGGAAUUUGAGUAAGAAAGCGAAAUAUGAUCUGGGUGUUGAUGAUUAUUUGUUUACGCCGGCCGGAGAUGUGCAUAGAGUGAAGUAUUUUGAGGAUACUGAGUUUUUUAUCAAGUGGGAAGGGAAAUGGGAUAUCUUCUUUGAUGAAGAGAUGGAGGUUGCUAAGUUUGAAAUUGAGAAGGAAGCAGAGGAUGGGUUUGAGUUGAUAAAGUAA